Elaeis guineensis (African oil palm) is the source of this 1736-nucleotide messenger RNA. RefSeq names its product CMP-sialic acid transporter 2. Gene Ontology annotation, cellular component: Golgi membrane. Gene Ontology annotation, biological process: pyrimidine nucleotide-sugar transmembrane transport. Lineage: Eukaryota; Viridiplantae; Streptophyta; Magnoliopsida; Arecales; Arecaceae. The record is from RefSeq and is a predicted model, not a curated record. Gene Ontology annotation, molecular function: pyrimidine nucleotide-sugar transmembrane transporter activity.
GUUGGAAGCCCAGCGAGCAGUGAAGGGAGAGCAAUCAGAUCACUCUCUGUCCGCGCUCGAGGAGAGAUGGAGUACCGCAAAAUCAAAGAUCAGAUAAAUGUAGGAGAAUCAGGCAGAUGAGGGGUGAAAGAUAGGAUGGAGAAAAACCCCUUUUUUUUGGAGUGGAGGGGGAAAUUGAGGGAGGCAUGUUGGAGACAUAACUAUGGAAAACUAUGAGGAUGUGUCUCAAAAUGAUAUAGAGAGUCUACAUGGGAAGCCUCUCUCUGGUGUUAUUUCUAAUAGCACACCUAGCUCUUUAGGUGGCUCAACCAAGUCUAGUUGGAAGCUAAAAUCAAUUGUUACACUUGCAUUAACAUUGUUGACAAGUUCACAGGCAAUCCUGAUUGUGUGGUCCAAAAGAGCUGGAAAGUAUGAAUACAGUGUGACAACAGCAAACUUUUCGGUGGAGGCUUUAAAAUGUGCAUUGUCGCUCGUAGCCCUUGCUAAAAUCUGGAGGAGUCAAGGUGUUACAGAAGACAAUAAGUUAAGUACAUCUUUUGAUGAAGUUAGUGUUUAUCCUAUUCCUGCAAUACUUUACCUCAUUAAAAACUUACUACAGUAUUACAUCUUUGCAUAUGUGGAUGCCCCUGCUUACCAAAUUUUGAAGAACCUAAACAUUAUCAGCACCGGUGUGUUAUACCGCAUCAUUCUUAAAAAGAAGUUAAGUGAAAUCCAGUGGGCAGCUUUUAUUCUUUUAUGUGCAGGGUGCACUACAGCUCAACUUAACCCUUCUUCUGAUCAUGUUCUUCAGACUCCUUUUCAAGGUUGGGUGAUGGCCAUUAUCAUGGCACUUCUAAGUGGCUUUGCUGGGGUAUACACAGAGGCUAUUAUUAAAAAACGCCCUUCAAGAAAUAUUAAUGUGCAGAACUUCUGGUUGUACAUCUUUGGAAUGAUUUUUAAUCUAAUCGCAAUUGUUGUUCAGGAUUAUGAUGAAGUCAUGAACAAAGGUUUCUUUCAUGGCUAUUCAUUUAUCACAGUUUGCAUGAUCCUCAAUCAUGCACUCAGUGGCAUUGCUGUAUCAAUGGUUAUGAAAUAUGCCGAUAACAUUGUGAAGGUCUAUUCAACUUCAGUAGCCAUGCUUCUGACAGCUGUAGUAUCAGUGUUUCUUUUUGGCUUCCAUCUUUCCCUUGCGUUCUUCCUUGGAUCUACGGUUGUUUCAGUCUCCAUAUAUCUACACUCUAUUGGAAAGCCACAACCGCAAAAAUGAGGUUUUUGCAUGGCAUAGGUUGAAGAGAACUCUUUCUACGGCAUCUUAGAUAUCCUUGUCUUGGUAGAACUGGGAUUUGUCUCAGAGGGCCACACAGAAUUGUGGAAGUUCUUGGUGCUAAUGGCAGUGUUGUCACACCCCUGUAAUCAAAUCUGGAUUUCACUUUGUAUCAGUUCUUAAUGCAUCAAAGUGAUUGGUAGACAAGCGGUCUGGAAGAAAGCCAGAAUUUAAGCCCUUGCAGUCUUGCGAGUGUACGCUGCAGAAAUGCUGGUUCUUGAUGUUUGUCAGCUGUUUCAUGGCACUUGGAACCACUGGCUUGGAAAUUUAAUUAAACAAAAGAAGACAAAUGCUUGAGUGGUAUUGAAUAUGGAUUCAUUAAGUGCUUUGUCAUUUACUUAAUUUUACCAUACUCAGAAUGUAAUGAUACAAGUGCAAAUGUAUAAUGUUUUCACCUAAUUUUAUCAUAUAGAAAUUGUUAUGAUUCUCUGAA